AUGUACCGCUUCGCCGGCAGCCUCGCCUCUAAAGCCAGGUUGGCUAGGAACUGUACCCAACAGAUUGGCAGUAAUUUGAUUUCGAGAAGGAACUAUGCGGCCAAAGAUAUCAAAUUCGGUGUGGAAGCCCGGGCAUUGAUGCUCAAGGGUGUGGAAGAGCUCGCUGAUGCUGUUAAAGUCACAAUGGGGCCAAAAGGACGCAAUGUUGUUCUGGAACAAAGCUUUGGGGCCCCUAAAGUGACAAAGGAUGGUGUCACUGUAGCAAAGAGCAUUGAGUUCAGAGAUAAAGUCAAGAACAUUGGUGCUAGUCUUGUAAAGCAGGUCGCAAAUGCUACAAAUGAUGCCGCAGGGGAUGGUACCACUUGUGCUACAGUCCUCACCCGCGCUAUAUUUACUGAAGGAUGCAAAUCAGUGGCAGCUGGAAUGAAUGCAAUGGACCUAAGACGAGGCAUUUCAAUGGCAGUUGAUUCUGUUGUGACAAACUUGAAGAGUAGGGCUCGGAUGAUCAGCACAUCUGAAGAAAUAGCUCAGGUUGGGACCAUAUCAGCUAAUGGAGAGAGAGAAAUUGGUGAACUAAUCGCUAAGGCUAUGGAGAAAGUUGGCAAAGAGGGUGUUAUUACCAUUGCUGAUGGAAAAACAUUGUAUAAUGAAUUGGAGGUUGUUGAAGGAAUGAAACUAGAUAGGGGAUAUAUAUCCCCUUACUUUAUUACCAAUCCUAAGAACCAAAAAUGUGAAUUAGAAGAUCCACUCGUCUUAAUCCAUGAGAAGAAAAUCUCAAAUCUAAAUUCGAUAGUUAAAAUAUUAGAGCUGGCAUUGAAGAAGCAAAGACCUCUUUUGAUUGUUGCUGAGGAUGUGGAAAGUGAAGCACUUGCUACUCUCAUUAUAAACAAGCUUCGUGCUGGAAUUAAGGUUUGUGCAAUUAAAGCCCCUGGAUUUGGAGAAAACAGGAAGGCAAAUUUGCAGGACCUAGCCAUUCUUACGGGAGGCGAGGUAAUAACUGAAGAGCUUGGUCUGAACCUUGACAAAGUUGGAGUAGAAACACUUGGAACCUGCAAAAGGGUUACAAUAUCAAAAGAUGACACUGUUAUUCUUGAUGGGGCUGGUGACAAGAAAGCCAUUGAAGAAAGAUGUGAACAGCUGAGAUCAUCAAUUGAAUUGAGCACUUCUGAUUAUGACAAGGAGAAGUUACAAGAGCGGUUGGCAAAGAUUUCUGGUGGUGUUGCCGUUUUAAAGAUUGGCGGAGCGAGCGAAGCAGAAGUUAGUGAAAAGAAGGACAGAGUAACUGAUGCUCUAAAUGCCACCAAGGCUGCUGUGGAGGAAGGAAUCGUACCUGGUGGUGGUGCUGCACUGCUUUAUGCCUCAAAGGAGCUGGACAAGUUGGCAACUGCAAACUUUGACCAGAAGAUUGGUGUUCAAAUUAUUCAGAAUGCUCUUAAGAUGCCUGUAUCCACAAUUGCUUCUAAUGCUGGAGUUGAGGGGGCAGUUGUUGUUGGCAAACUAUUGGAGCAGGACAAUCCUGACCUUGGAUACGAUGCAGCAAAAGGUGAAUAUGUAGACAUGAUAAAGGCAGGGAUCAUUGAUCCAUUGAAAGUCAUCAGAACCGCCUUGGUCGAUGCCGCAAGCGUGUCCUCGUUAAUGACCACGACGGAGGCAGUUGUCGUUGAGCUUCCCAAGGAUGAGAAGGAAACCCCUGGAAUGGGAGGUGGCAUGGGAGGCAUGGAUUACUAG
Molecule: messenger RNA, 1728 nt
Organism: Prunus armeniaca (apricot)
Lineage: Eukaryota; Viridiplantae; Streptophyta; Magnoliopsida; Rosales; Rosaceae
Source: the annotation of a GenBank genome assembly